Helianthus annuus (common sunflower) is the source of this 1365-nucleotide messenger RNA. RefSeq names its product trans-resveratrol di-O-methyltransferase. Gene Ontology annotation, molecular function: protein dimerization activity; S-adenosylmethionine-dependent methyltransferase activity; O-methyltransferase activity. Gene Ontology annotation, biological process: methylation. The transcript has 2 exons. Bases 75 to 1163 code for a protein of 362 amino acids. Lineage: Eukaryota; Viridiplantae; Streptophyta; Magnoliopsida; Asterales; Asteraceae. The record is from RefSeq and is a predicted model, not a curated record.
UUGAGAAGGUGUGCAUGUUCACAACAUAUCAGUUUGUCUCUCAAAUAUAAAGAGAUUGUAAGAAAGUCAAAAGGAUGGCAUUGCAAAAUGGUGAGCUAUCUAAAGAGCUACUUGAUUCUCAAGCUCACAUAUGGAACCAUAUUUUCAGCUUUAUAAACUCCAUGUCACUUAAGUGUGCAAUUCAGCUACAAAUACCUGAUAUUAUCCAUCGCCAUGGUGCACCAAUGCUGCUUUCCGAGUUAGUCAAAGCCCUCGCCAUAAACCAGCAGAGAACUCCAUUUGUCUAUCGGCUUAUGCGCAUCCUUGUUCACUCUGAUUUCUUUGUGAAACAAAGUGUAUCAACACCCGUAGGCAAUGAUGAGGAGGGAGGAGAAGGCUAUUUGCUAACUCCUGCUUCUCGAUUGCUACUAAAGGAAGAGCCAUUAAGUGUUAGGCCCCUUUUGCUAGCCAUGUUGGAUCCAAUGUUGAUGGAUCCAUGGCAACACUUGAGCAAAUGGUUCCAAAACGACGAUGUCACCCCCUUUCACACAACCCAUGGGAGGAUGUUUUGGGAUCUGGCAGGCCAAGAGCCGAAGCUUAAUCAGUUCUUUAAUGAAGGGAUGGCUAGCGAUGCAAGGCUUGUCACAAGUGUCAUUCUUAAAGAUUGUGGGGGUAUUUUUGAAGGGUUAGAUUCAAUUGUUGAUGUUGGGGGUGGUAGUGGGACUGUUGCUGAAGCUAUUGCCAAAGCAUUUCCCAAUAUUAGGUGCAUCAGUUUUGAUCUUCCUCAUGUAGUUGAUGGUUUGGUUGGGAGUAAGAACUUAAGUUUUGUUGGUGGAGACAUGUUUGAAGUCAUUCCGAGAGCCGAUGCUGUUUUGCUUAAGUGGAUUCUACACGACUGGAGUGAUGAAGAAUGCAUGAAAAUACUGAAGCAAUGCAGAAAAGCAAUUCCGAGCAAGGAAAAUGGAGGAAAACUGAUUAUCAUGGACAUGGUCGUGAAGGUUUACAAAGGACAUAAUGAAUUACUCGAGACUCAGUAUUUCUUUGAUAUGCUUAUGAUGACCUUGGUGACAGGCAGAGAAAGGAGUGAGAAAGAUUGGGCAAAGCUCUUCUUUGAUGCUGGCUUUGCCGAUUACAAAAUAACUCCGAUUUUAGGGCUAAGAUCUCUCAUUGAAGUUUAUCCAUAGUUAAGUUACAUUGCUAACUAUACAACAUAAUUUCUGAUCAUGAAAAUAUGUAACCUAUUAGCAUGUUCUUGUCUUUCUAUCCGCGUUGUCGUGUUCUUCGUCAUUUUAGUUUCAUGAAAAUAAAUGUUCUUGUAUGUGAUUCUUUUGUAUCAAUUCUUGAGGAUAUGUGAAGUAUGGGUGCGCUAAAGGCCUCAAAGUUUUA